Molecule: messenger RNA, 2339 nt
Organism: Panonychus citri (citrus red mite)
Lineage: Eukaryota; Metazoa; Arthropoda; Arachnida; Trombidiformes; Tetranychidae
Product: nuclear RNA export factor 1-like
Exons: 11
Coding region: 130-2037 (635 amino acids)
Biological process (GO): poly(A)+ mRNA export from nucleus
Cellular component (GO): cytoplasm; nucleus
Molecular function (GO): RNA binding; protein binding
Source: RefSeq, a predicted model, not a curated record
UCGAUUAUCGAAUUGGACUAUCGAUGUUUUCGAUUUCAUUCAUUUCCAACCAUCUUGAGAAUUUGGUUUUGGUUCAAUUUUGGUUUUGAUUGUUUUUCUUUUGUUUUGGUAAUUAACUUUAAUUCUAACAUGAUGGAAAGUCGGCGUAGAGACGCUCGUUAUACCAAUAAGCGGUUCUUCCGUACGGUUAAUGAUUCAUAUGAUGGUCAUGAUGAUCGAGGUCCGAAUAAUAAUAACAAUAAUAAUAAUAGUAACCGGGGAUCUAAUAGAGAUAGAAGAGUCGCAAGGGCUCGUGAUGGUGAUCACCGAAAGGUGAAUUUGAAAUCAUAUCAAGCUGGUAGUAGAAAAGAUCGUUACAAAAUCGACAGAAGAAACAGGAUAGAUCAAGAUGCUGAUGACUCUGAGAUGUGGUUUAAAAUUGUGGUACCUAGAGGUGCUAAAUGUACGAAGGAACAUUUAAUGAAUCAAUUUCAGCAAAAUAGUGGUGUUGUUUUUUUACCAUAUAAUUUCCAUGCUGAAAAUAACUCAGCUGUCUUCUUUAUACAAGGAGGAGAUCAAAUGUCUGCUAUUCGAGCUUGUAGUAGACGCAUAUACGACACUGAUGGUUACGCACUUCCUGUUAGUGUACAGCCAAGUCCAAUUCCCGCUCCACCAAUGAAUAAAAAGACCGAAGAUACAAUAUCUGUUGCACUUAAAGGACGUUUUAAUUAUCAACUUAAAUCACUAUUCUUAAAUACUUUCAAUCAAGAUCGUAGUUUCUUGGAAUCGGAUUUGUACAUUCCCCUUAGUCGUCUAUCUAUAUUUAAUUUAAUUGUUGAGAAAAUAAGGAAAGAGUAUUCUGAGAUUGUCGGUUUAAGUGUCUCUGAUAACAAAUUGACUACACUGAGCCCAUUAUCUCAUCUUUCCUCGAUAUGUAAAAAUUUAAAAGCUCUUGACAUCUCUAAAAAUAAGAUUAAAUCUGUCACUGAACUGGACCAUAUUAAGACCUUUGAGUUGACCGAACUCGCAAUCGAAGGUAAUCCUUUUGCUAAUGCUGCCGCUUUCUCUGAAGCUGAUAAAAGUACUCUGGUCAGUUCCUUGCGAAAACGUUUCCCUAAGCUAACAAAAUUGGAUGGAGUUGAUUUACCUCCAGCUAUUGGAUUCGAUGUUGGUGAUACCGAUGACAUCCCUCCAUCAUACGGUCAUCAUAUUCCAAAUGAGAUUAAGAAUUUUGUUGCCGAAUUUUUAGACCAAUAUUUUAAGAUAUACGAUUCUGAUGAUCGAAGACCAAUGCUUGCUGCUUAUCAUGAUCAAGCUGUUUUUUCUUACAGUAUUGGGAGAACUGAUAACAAAGUUAAUACAUUCACUCAGUCAAUGAUUUCUGGCAGUCGAAAUUUAUUGAGAAUUCGAGACGAUGGUGAAUCAAAAACCAAACUGUUACAUGUUGGAGGUCAAGCAAUUGUCGACGCCUUAGCAGCCAUGCCACGGACUAAACAUGCUCCAUCUUUGAUGAAAAUUGAUGUUCCCUUUUAUUAUCAACAAAACUUUUUCGUUGUGGUUGUGAAUGGAGUUUUUAAAGAGUUUACAAAAAAACAAGUACACACUCGAGCCUUUGGAAGAACUUUUCUCAUUGUUCCUCAAGGUCAAGGGUUUGUCAUAAUUAAUGAUAUACUAGUAAUAACCAAUGCCACAGUUGAACAAGUUCAACAAUUUAGUAGAACGUUGGAAACUGAUUCAAUAAUCAACUGUAUCAAAGAAGAUCGCUUUGGUUCAGAUUGUCUUGAAAGUCUUUCUCUUGGUAGUUUGGGUGAUCUCGGUUUCAAUCAACAACAACAACAACUAUUAAUUCAACAACCAUCGAUACAAAGUCAACCAUUAAUGUUGGAUGAUGCAAGUAAAGAAGCAAUGGUUCAACAAUUUUGCUCCAUGACGAAUAUGAAUCGACAAUUUUCAGCCCAAUGUCUUGCCGAAAACGCAUUUGACUUGCAAAAAUCUUUCGACGUAUUCAACCAAUUAAACAAACAAGGAGCAAUACCAGAAGCAGCUUUUCAACAAUGAUUAUUAAUAAUUCACACUCACUGAGAUUAUCUAUCAAUAACCUUAACCUUUUUUGUAUCUCAACUCUUUUCUGAUAAAUUGUUAACGGUAAUUUCAAAUUAAUCUUCUUUUGAUUCUUUGUCUUAUCCUUUCAAAAAACCUUCAUGUAAAUAUUAACGACAAACUUUAUAAACCAAUUUUUUUGUGAAAUCUUAAAAAUGUGUAAAUCUUUUGAACAGCCAUCGCCCAUUCAGACACUGAUACUUUUCAUCAAGUGUAUACUAAUCAGUUAGAAAAUCAAUAAAAUCUAAAUUCAACUACAA